CUUCCGGUGCCCUUUCUCCCGCGAGCUCCUGGGGCCAGGACCCUCGUGUGAAGGGUGGCCAUCCCUAAGCGGGGAGCGCGGUAGAGGCGGGCCGGCACCCCCUUCUUACCACUGGUGCCGCCGGCCUCAGGACCGAACAUGGCCCAGAACUUGAAGGACUUGGCGGGACGGCUGCCCUCCGGGCCCCGGGGUAUGGGCACGGCGCUGAAGCUACUGCUGGGGGCCGGCGCCGUGGCCUACGGCAUCCGCGAAUCGGUGUUCACUGUGGAAGGAGGGCACAGAGCCAUUUUCUUUAAUCGGAUCGGAGGCGUGCAGCAGGACACCAUUCUGGCCGAGGGCCUUCACUUCAGGAUCCCCUGGUUCCAGUACCCCAUCAUCUAUGACAUUCGGGCCAGACCCCGAAAAAUUUCCUCCCCCACAGGCUCCAAAGAUCUGCAGAUGGUGAACAUCUCCCUGCGAGUGCUGUCCCGACCCAAUGCCAUGGAGCUGCCCAGCAUGUACCAGCGCCUGGGGCUGGACUACGAGGAGCGAGUGUUGCCGUCCAUUGUCAACGAGGUGCUCAAGAGCGUGGUGGCCAAGUUCAACGCCUCCCAGCUGAUCACCCAGCGGGCCCAGGUGUCCUUGCUGAUCCGACGGGAGCUGACAGAGAGGGCCAAGGACUUCAGCCUCAUUCUGGAUGACGUAGCCAUUACCGAGCUGAGCUUCAGCCGCGAGUAUACGGCUGCUGUGGAAGCCAAACAAGUGGCCCAGCAGGAGGCCCAGCGCGCCCAGUUCCUGGUGGAGAAAGCGAAGCAGGAACAGCGGCAGAAGAUCGUGCAGGCGGAGGGUGAGGCCGAGGCAGCACGGAUGCUGGGAGAGGCCCUGAGCAAGAACCCAGGUUAUAUCAAGCUGCGCAAGAUCCGGGCAGCCCAGAACAUCUCCAAGACGAUCGCCACCUCACAGAAUCGUAUCUAUCUCACUGCUGACAACCUCGUGCUCAACCUACAGGAUGAAAGUUUCACCCGGUGAGAGACAGGGCCUUCACAUGGGUCGUCCACACAGAUCAGGGGCCGGAGUCUGGCUGCUCCGGCUCUGGAGCCUGUUACUAGCCUACUCAUAUGACCCUGGAAAACACCAUUUCUCUGGAUCAAAGUUAGAAACGUGGGUGGUUAAUAAUUCCAACCUUGAGUCUCAUGGGAUUGAUUUUAUGAGAUCAAAUAGCAUUGUUCCUGUAAAGGCUUUAAUUGUAAAGUUCCCUUCCACUGAAAAGCAGUGAAAGAUGAUAUACAGUCCUUUUCUUGGGGAGCUGCUCUGGGUCACCGAAGGAUGCUAGGAAGGCAGAGGUGAGACCUGGCAGUGGCCACGGGAGCAACUCUCUUCCUUCCCAGAGCCAGAGACUCCGGCUUCCAGCAGGCUUGCCUUUUUCUCUUGGGAGGGAGGAGGGGUUUAGAGCUGGGUGGGGCCUGAAACUUAUCAAUCACAUGUGCCUUUCUCUUGUCUUUCUGUGUUCCCUGUUCAUGUGGUGACCUGGUGUCCACAGGGGAAGUGACAGUCUCAUCAAGGGUAAGAAAUGAGCCUGGUGACCAAGAACUCUGCCUCCAGGGAGGAAGUGGAUCUGUUUCUGCCCUGGUGUUUGAGGAGUCACCUUGGGGCCCACCCCACCCCCACCCCGCUAUCAUGAGAUGGUCCCUCUGCAUCGCUCCUCUCAACCCUUCUGAUGAACAGACUGACCACUUCUGGGGCAAUGACUUUCCUCCCUGUGUUGGCCAGGGGUGUUGGGACAGUGUGAUUUCUCAGUGAUUUGCUACGGUGUUGAUUCCUCCCUCGUGGUCCGGAGGCGAUAACCACCACCCCAGGAAUUCUCAAUAAAUUUUUAUUACUGAA
Molecule: messenger RNA, 1863 nt
Organism: Dama dama (fallow deer)
Lineage: Eukaryota; Metazoa; Chordata; Mammalia; Artiodactyla; Cervidae
Gene: PHB2
Product: prohibitin 2
Exons: 9
Coding region: 139-1008 (289 amino acids)
Biological process (GO): mitochondrion organization
Cellular component (GO): mitochondrion; membrane
Source: RefSeq, a predicted model, not a curated record